Dermochelys coriacea (leatherback sea turtle) is the source of this 4222-nucleotide messenger RNA. It is a transcript of the gene PIGQ, whose product is annotated as phosphatidylinositol glycan anchor biosynthesis class Q. The coding region runs from base 1394 to 3124 and encodes 576 amino acids. The transcript has 13 exons. Gene Ontology annotation, cellular component: endoplasmic reticulum; membrane. The record is from RefSeq and is a predicted model, not a curated record. NCBI's taxonomy places the organism in Eukaryota, Metazoa, Chordata, Testudines, Dermochelyidae. Gene Ontology annotation, biological process: GPI anchor biosynthetic process.
UGUUUGCAGAGAAAAGCCUAGAAACAUGCCCCAAAUGUUGCCUAAAGGUUCAAAAGGCUGCAGUCAAAUCAAGAACCCCAAAUUAUUAUUUUAAAGCCAAGCUCUUGACUUUUGUGGCUCAUGUGACUCAUAGUUUAUGUUCAUUGAGGGUGAAUGAUGCUGGUGUCAUCAGGCCCCUGGCACCUCCCCUUUGGCUGGGUGCCCACAGGCACCCCGGCCAGGGACAAUGUAUCUGAUGCCCAUAAAGCGACUUUGGGGGUGAAAGAUGGCCCUGGAGGCAGAAGUGAAAUGCUGCAGGGAGCCCGUUCCCUUUGCCAAGGCAUCAUGAGUGGGAGGGAGUGGAAGCUGCUGGCCCUAUAUUAACCCCACACUCCGACCCCACUCACAGAUCAGGCUUCUCCUUCUAUUCAGGGGAGCUGGGGUCGGGUACCGUAUGCCUGGGGGGCUGGAUAGCUCCUCACCCACCCCACUGUAGGAGGGGUGGAGCGUUGCAGGCAGCGGAAUCGUAGAGUCACAGCUUCCGGUGCCUGCCCGGGACGCAUUGGGGGCCGGACAGCACCGGGUCCUCCGAGCUGCGGACCGCGUCUCCUAGCAACUUUCCAGCAACACCCGGAAGUGGCUUGAAUGUCGCGAGGGUCCGGUCCGCGGCUGUUUGACUGGGGUAGGAGAGAGUCACUCCCUGCGGUGCGGAGGAGGAGGAGGAGGAGGAGUUUUCAGAUAUAACCUAUUGAAAUGAAUGAGGCAGUUUACACUGCAAGUCACUGGCAGAGUUGGAAAUACAGCCCAGGUCUCAUGAGUUUCCAGUUGACUGCUCCCAUCACAAAGAUGCCAGCCUAAGGGAUUCAUAGAGUUUUCACAUCCCUAGCACAGCACUGAAGGACAGAAAAGGACAACAGUCACCAGAUGCUGAUUAUUCUGAGGAAUCACCCUCCUUAAUGCAAUUAUAUUUCUAUUAGAUGCUUCAGCAUUAUGUAAAGAGACAUUGUCAGCUAGUUCAAGGCUCAAAAUGUAUUUAUUUAUUGUUAAGGUGAUUUGUAAAACUGUAGAAAUGCGUUCUCCCUGAAUUGGGGAAAAAACCCUACUUUAGAUUGCAGGGUGGUCUGGGACCGUUCGCAAAGCAGGGCUAAUAAGUGAAUGUAAUAUUUGCCCUUCUUUAGGACCUUCUAUCCAAUGAAUUAAAUAAGACUUUAAUCAGUUAAGCCUUUCAGUCCCCUUGUGAAGUAGAUCAACAGUUGUUAUUUUACAGGUGGAGAAGCUGGGACACAGAGACGUUACGUGACAUGACCGAGGUUACACAGUGAGUCUGUGGCAAAGCAGAUCUCCUGCUCCAGUGACAUAAGGGAGGAUACAAGUCCUCUUGUUUCAGGUAUUACAUUCUUCCAGGAUUGCUGUCAUGGUUCUUAAAGUCUUCUUCCCCUCUUGCUGUGCCACAGCAGAAAGUGGCCUUUUGAUUGGCCGUUGGAUCCCAGAACAGAACUCUGCUGUUGUCCUCGCUGUGGUCCACUUCCCUUUUAUUCCUGGCCAGGUGAAGCAGUAUCUUUCUGAGGUCCAGCGGGUGACUCAAGUCAAUGUGUGUGUGCUGGGCUCAUGGAGUAACAGCAAAAAGGAGAAGGAAGAGGUCCUGGACAAGUUUCUGGAAGAUCUCAGCACAAUCUUUUCCCAUGAGCCCUGGAUACAGCUCAAUAAAGAGAGAGACAGCAGGGUUUGGAGCUGCUGUAUCUUUCAGAAAUACCCCAGCAGCCCCAAGGAAGAUGAAUUCAUCUUAGUAUAUUAUGACCAGCGCAAAGUAAUGCUUUCACAGUUGCAUCCCACAGACAACCUGACCACGUCUGCUGACCAUAAGAGAAAUGAUGCCUCAAAACUAAGUGCUGUGUUUGACACAGUUGCAAAGAGCAAGGUACUAUUCAUGACAGAUAAAUACGAUGAUGGGCCCAUCAAGCUGACUCAUUGGCAGUCAGAAGGAGUGGAAGCCAGUAUUAUCGUGGAGCUGAUGAAGCAGGCUUCUGUGCCUGUGUGUAUGCUGCUGACAUUCCUGCUUUCACUUGUCUCCAGUGUCUGUAAAAGCAGAGUGCUGAAGUUUUGGCCUUUGUCUUUCAUCUGGAGUAAACUCUCAACUUGUGAACAAUUGGGGCACCGACUGGAGCACCUCCAGAUCAUCAGCAGCAACAGGAAGGCUCAGAACCAGAUGCAACUAAUGCGGAAAGCAAACAUCUUUGUUUCUCUCCUCAUUGACAUGGCUUUGGGAAUACUGCUAAUGUCCUGGCUGUACAGAGAGAAUCGGAUUGGUCAGCUUGCCGACACACUCAUCCCAGUGGCUGAUCAUAUAGCCAAAGAGCUCCAGGACCUGCUUCAGUGGCUAAUGGGAGUGCCAGCUGGUUUAAAAAUGAACCGGGCGUUGGACCAGGUGUUGGGCCGGUUCUUCCUUUACCACAUUCAUCUGUGGAUUAGCUAUAUCCAUCUGAUGUCUCCAUUCAUUGAGAUGAUCCUCUGGUAUGUUGGCCUGUCAGCCUGUCUGGGCCUGACUGUAGUGCUUUCCAUCCUCUCUGACAUCAUUGCGCUCCUGACCUUCCAUAUCUACUGCUUCUAUGUCUAUGGAGCCAGGCUCUACUGCCUGAAGAUCUAUGGCUUGUCAUCUCUCUGGCGCCUGUUCCGCGGGAAGAAGUGGAAUGUCCUGAGACAGCGGGUGGAUUCCUGCUCCUAUGACUUGGAUCAGUUAUUCAUUGGCACUUUGUUAUUUACAAUCCUGCUGUUUCUUCUGCCCACGACCGCGCUGUAUUACUUGGUGUUUACCCUGCUCCGUCUGCUGGUGGUGGUUGUGCAGGGCCUGAUCCAUCUGCUCGUGGACCUCAUUGACUCUCUGCCCCUUUAUUCAGUCAUCCUUCGGCUCUGCAGAUCCUACAGACUUGCAGCUGGUGUGAAGUUCAGAGUCCUUGAACAGAAGGCUGGAAAACCCCUUCGACUCUUAAUGCAGAUAAAUCCUCUGUCCUAUGGCAGCGUGGUGCAGACGUACAGGCUCCCAACCUAUGCUUGUUACCCUAAGGAUUCCUGGAGCUCUCUGUGCAAGAAGCUGUUUGUUGGAGAGCUGAUCUACCCUUGGAAGCAUAAAGGGGAGAAGCAGGACUAAAGGGAAGCAAAUGAGCCAGGCCUGAAAGAAUGAGCCAAAAACUACCAUUCAAACCCACUCACUGCUCCCAGGCCCAGUGAGCCUGGACCCAGCAGCUGCUAGCUGGGACAAUGCUGUCAAAUCCUCUGCUGAGACUCUGGUAAUGUGCGAGGAGGGGCUGCAUUUUAAAUGGGAGUGUUUUUAUAUAAUCUCCUUCAGCUUUCCCCCUCCUAUACGGCCCCAUCCAGCUGACUUGGUUUCCAGGCUAUUCUCUGUUAAUGAAGUGUUAUUCUGCCCUAGAUUACACUGUUCUUGCCUGGCAGCACUAGGGGCCAGAGGUUUAACCCUUCAGUGCCUCUCCACAGCAGCAUACCAUGUAAGCCAGGGCAUAGCUCCUGAUCAGCCUGAUGGUCUGUUAGUCUUUCCAUGCAAGUUCAUGGGGACAUAUUAAAGCUGCCCUGGGACCUGAGGGUGAUUAAAGCCAAAAAGCUGAGGUGGAUUAUUACAUCCAGGUAUUCUGGACCUUUCAUAUUCAUGUGUUCAAGCCAAUUCAUUAAAUGCAUGCUCCCAAACUGGAUGGUCAGAUUGGAAACAGUACUGGUAUGUAGCCCAUUGAUUUGUCCCAUUUCUUUUUCUUUGGUUAUCCCACUGCAGCACCAGAGCAAGGGUGAGCAUAGAAAAAAUGUAGCAUGGAGGCCAGAAAACACACACUGCUCUGGGACCAUGCCUAACCCACCAUUUACAGCAGGAACAGACAGAGGUAGGGUUUCACCACAAAAAAUCAUCUUUGGCCUAAAUAUUCUUAACGGACUAGUGAUGUUGGAUGCAUCUGUUUCUCAGUGCCCAAUCUGAGACCUUUUAAAGGGGCCUGAUUUUUGGACAGUCCAGACCCUGUAACAGCUCACAAAAUUGGCCUCUAAAACUACUAGUCGCUUUGGAAAAUGUAGACCUCAUUUCUUAAGAAUACUUUUCUUGCUUACGGUACUAACCUCCAGAUCACAAUGAAAACAAUGGUCUCUUUCUCUGUCAGAUUUUAAGUACAUACACAUUAUGGUGUCUGUUCCUCUUUCAAAGUGUUCCUCCUAUUAACCCGAAUGGGAAAUACAUUAAUGUGUUGGC